Messenger RNA from Ambispora leptoticha, 1174 nucleotides. NCBI's taxonomy places the organism in Eukaryota, Fungi, Glomeromycota, Glomeromycetes, Archaeosporales, Ambisporaceae. The record is from the annotation of a GenBank genome assembly.
GUCUUGCAUAACACAAGCUAUAAAGACCAAACCAAACUGCCCUGUUGAUCGUUCUCCCAUUUCAGAGAAUGUUGUUCUUAAGCCUGCGGCAAAAAUAAUUGUAAAUAUGGUAAACGAAUUACUAGUAUACUGCCCGAACCACGAAGAUGGGUGUUCGCACACUGGUCAAAGACAAUUAAUAAGUAGUCAUCUCAGAGAAAAAUGCGAGUAUAUAAAACUUGAAUGUAAGAAUGACGAGUGUCGUGAGUUAGUGUUGAAAAAGGACAUGGCAUCGCACAUGGAAAAUUGUCAGGCUCGAAUGGUUUAUUGUGAUAUGUGCAAGAAAAAAGUGCCAUUUGCUACGUUUGAGGAGCAUUCUGAUAAAUGUCCAAACCGAAUUGUAGAGUGCCAGUACUGUCAUACAUCUCGUCCUUUCCUAGAGAAUGAUGCACAUCUUGACGAGUGUCCUGAGAAGCCAACUCAAUGCCCACACUCGCAAUUUGGGUGUUCGUGGACUGGUCGUAAUGCUGACUUACUGGUGGUGCAUAAUCCCUCGUGUCCAUAUGAACCUCUUAAAGAGUGCCUUGAAAUGCAUAAAAGGCGUACGGAAAAUCUUGAGGCUGAGAACAUGCAACUUCGAACUAAAAUUCAAGAGCUCACUUCAUCUGUAGAUUCAUUACGUGAUCAUAUGACCACGAUAUCUGAUUGGUUGACUGUAAUGUUUCCUUCGCACUUUAUCGAUCCCAAGAUGCCCACAACCAAUAUUAUUGAGAGUGAACAUUCGGUUUCAGAGAAUGAGCAGAUAAAAAAUGAUCUCGUCACCAUAUCUGAUAACUUAGUCGAGUUGGAAUUGCGACAAAAUGUAGCGCUCAUGACUGAAAGUUUAAGGAUGCAAGAAGAAAUGCAAAGUCUGAAAGCUUUGUGCCAUGGAAUAAGAAUGCAGGUGCACUAUCUUUUGAUGGAGCGACAAGGUGGUGAUACUUCAAGGGGAACAGCAGCACCUUCAUCGUCUGUUGGCAGGUCUGGACUUGUUGCUACUCCUUCAGUUAGAUCGGUUAAUUCAGCUAGAACGCGAGCGCUUGGUAAUACUAAUGUAGGCGAUUCUGUUAGAUCCAAUAUGCCGAAUAAUGAGGGAUCGAGCGCUUGGAAGGUUAACUCCGCAUUAUCUGAUAUUCGACAAGAUACUAAACUGUAA